Cryptosporidium muris RN66 is the source of this 1602-nucleotide messenger RNA. RefSeq names its product RNA recognition motif. family protein. The transcript has a single exon. Gene Ontology annotation, cellular component: catalytic step 2 spliceosome; precatalytic spliceosome. NCBI's taxonomy places the organism in Eukaryota, Apicomplexa, Conoidasida, Eucoccidiorida, Cryptosporidiidae. The coding region runs from base 1 to 1602 and encodes 533 amino acids. Gene Ontology annotation, molecular function: RNA binding. Gene Ontology annotation, biological process: regulation of alternative mRNA splicing, via spliceosome; mRNA splice site recognition; alternative mRNA splicing, via spliceosome. The record is from RefSeq and is a predicted model, not a curated record.
AUGUUAGAUGAUGAUGUUACGGAAAAAAAUUCAAUUAAUGGAUCUGAACAAUUGAAUGUCUAUAAUAGCUCAACUAGUAAUAACUCAGAUGAAUCACCCAAGAAAAAAGAAGAUAGCAAUUCGGCGAAUGAAGAGGAGACAGAAAAUAGUGGAGUAGAUAAUGGGCGUGUAGAUAUCUCAAAAGGUGAGAAGAUUGAAUCUCCUAAGGAGAUUUAUCAUAUCCCUCGAAGGAGAUCAAGAAGCCCCAGCACUGACAAUAAUGACAAGGAGGAGUCAAAUACAGGUAGAUCUAUAUCUCCACUUAGAUCAGAUGACUCCAGUAGAAAAAAGAGGAGACGAGGGUCUUCUGGUUGGGAUGCUCCAUUUAAUCCUGAUGUAAGCCAACUAAUGCCCAAUAUGAAACAAGCAAAUGUAGGCCAGAUGAUGGGGUCAAGUAAUAUUGCACCUAGACAAGUAACUCAAGGAGCUCGUAUAUAUGUUGGUUCACUAGAUUAUUCGUUAAGCGAAGCAGAUUUGAGACAAGUAUUUGGUUCUUUUGGAACUAUUGUUAAUAUUGACAUGCCCCGUGAGGGAAAUCGUUCAAAGGGAUUUUGUUUUAUUGAAUAUACAACUCAAGAAUCUGCUGAGAUGGCCUUAGCAACAAUGAAUAGAUUUGUAUUAAAGGGCAGACCAAUAAAGGUUGGUAGACCAACGAAUGCUAUUGUAUCAAAUAAUCAAAACAAUAAUAAUUCAAUGGGCAACCAUACUGGUAUGGUGGGAAUGCCAGUAUUACCUCCUGAAAAUACAAAUGCAAAUAUUCCACCACAUCAAAUUCCUCAAAAUCCCCCUCAAAACCGUAUAUAUAUAGGUUCUGUACCUUAUUCUUUUACUCCUGAUGAUCUUAGACAUAUCUUUAAGGCUUUUGGAGUAAUUCUGAGUUGUCAAUUAAUACCCUCUGUAGAGAAACCUGGAACUCAUCGUGGAUAUGGUUUUAUUGAAUUCGGAACACCAGAUCAAGCCAAAUUAGCUAUUGAAACAAUGAAUGGCUUUGAAGUUGGAGGUAAACAGUUAAAGGUUAAUGUUGCUACAGCAUUGAAACCUUCAAAUUCUAUAUCAUCAAAUCAGAUCCCAAUUGUUUCUCCAACAUUACAAAAUGUAAUGUCUCAACAAAUCCCACCCACAUUAGCAAUACCACCUACUAUGGCAAUACCCCCAGUACUAUCUAUGCCAAAUGUCACUCCAUUACCACCCAACUUAUAUCAACCACCCAAUAUCCCAGUACCUUAUCCUGCAAAUUCUUACCCAAUUAUUCCGAACUCAACAUCAAACUCAAAUGUGAUUUUAUUAACAAAUAUGAUUGGACCUGAAGAAGUUGACGAUGAAUUAAAAGAGGAAGUGAAGAUUGAAUGUAGUAAAUAUGGGAAGGUUUAUGAUGUUCGUAUACACAUUUCAGAUCAUGUUUCUAAACCAAGUGAUAGAGUAAGGAUAUUUGUAGUUUUUGAAACUAACACUAUGGCUCAAAUAGCUGUGCCGGCUCUUAAUAAUCGGUGGUUUGGUGGAAAUCAAGUUUAUUGUCGGUUAUAUAAUACUGAAAGAUUCUACUCAUCAUUUUAUGAUGAUUAA